Messenger RNA from Lactuca sativa (garden lettuce), 489 nucleotides. RefSeq lists its product as uncharacterized. Lineage: Eukaryota; Viridiplantae; Streptophyta; Magnoliopsida; Asterales; Asteraceae. The record is from RefSeq and is a predicted model, not a curated record.
AUGGGAGAUCCUGGAUGCCUCUCUCUUCCAUGUGAGUUUGGAAACCAUUUGAAGACUUAUGCUUUAGCCGAUUCUGGGGCCAACAUAAAUUUGAUGCCAUUUUCAUUCUAUCAAAAGCAAAAUAUUCAGAAGAUGAAGGCUACAAAGAUGACUAUUCACAUGGCUAAUCGUUUAGUGACUCACCGAAGGGGUAUUGUAGAAGACAUCCUGGUUAAAAUUGGGAGAUUCGUUUUCCCGGUUGACUUUGUGGUUAUGGAUAUGAAGGAGGAUGUUAAUGUCCCAAUUAUUCUUGGUCGCCCUCUACUUAAUACUGCUAGAGCUCUAGUUGAUGUCCGUGAAUCCAAGCUUACAUUAAGGGUUGUUGAUAAUGAGGAGACUUUCGGAAUACAAGAUGGUUUUCAAGGAGAAGAUGUAAAAGGUGAGGUGUUCAAUACGGAUGAAGAUAAUGAUCUUGAAGAAUUGGAGAAACUCAUGGAAGAAGAAAUCUAG